CAACGACCCAAUGCUGUAGGAAAACGGCCAUAAAUGAUCCGUUGGGCGGUAUUCGACGACUUGACCUAAUUGUCUGGUUGAUUAUCUUAGGCAUAAUCUGAGUCUCAAAAUCUAGUUGCUACUUGCUAACAUCAAUAACUCGAGGAUGACAAUAAAAUUUUUUGCUCAUCCUAUUUUCUUGUUGAUCUUUUCAUUUCCGCUAUUUGCCAAUGCCUUGACAGAUACAAUCUUACAGGGACAGUUGGUCACAGCCUCAACUACCAUCACAUCUUCUGGCAAGGAAUUUGUGCUGGGAUUCUUUAGUCCUGGGAAUGAGAACUCCACAACAAGCAGUUAUCUGGGUAUUUGGUACAAAAGAGCUUCGAAAAAAACUGUUGUUUGGGUAGCCAACAGGGAUAACCCUCUCACAGAUUCCACCGUGGUUCUCACGAUAGCUGCAGAUGGAAACCUGGUGAUAGUGGUGGGAAGAGUUUCUUACAUGCUGUCUAACAUAUCAUCAAGGGGAAACACUAGUGCUACCCUUUGGGAUUCAGGAAAUCUGGUUUUGAACGACAGGAGAUCUGGUGAUAUACUAUGGCAGAGCUUUGACUACCCUACAGAUACUCUCUUGCCGGGAAUGAAGGUUGGUCAUGACAAGAGAAAUGGAAAAACUUGGUCUAUGUUGGCCUGGAAAAGCAAGGAAGACCCAGGCCAUGGAGUUUUCUCUUUCGAACAUGAUCCUCAAGGGACAAGCCAGUUUUUCAUCCUAAAAGAGUUUCAAAAGUAUUGGACUAGUGGGACGUGGAAUGGAAAGAUUUUCACUCAGAUUCCCGAAAUGGCUGUGAACUAUAUGUACGACAGCAUCUACGUUUCCAAUGGGAAUGAGAGUUAUUUCACUUACUCUAUGAAAAAUCCUUUGGUGACUGUCAGAUUUGUGUUGGAUAAAUCGGGGCAACUUCAGUUGCUUUUAAUGAAUGAAACGACAGGUGAAUGGGACAUGUAUUGGGCUCAACCUAGGGAGCAGUGUGACGUUUACGGUUACUGCGGAGCUUUUGGUGCCUGCAAUCGAAGAGCUACUGCAUUUUGCCAGUGUUUUCGCGGUUUUCAGCCCAAUUCUGCGGGCAAUUGGAAUGCAGGCGACAUGUCUAGAGGGUGCGUGAGGAAAGCGCCUUUGCAGUGCAGCAAUUAUAGUGAAGUUAGUGAACAACAGAAAGACCAGUUCCUUAGGAUGUCUAACGUAAGAUUGCCUGACAAUUCAAUAGUACUCUCGAAAGUUAGAAGUGUUGGGGACUGUGAAUCGGCUUGCUUUAGUAACUGCUCAUGCACUGCUUAUGCAUAUGACGGCAAUGAUGAGUGUUCCAUAUGGCGUGAGGAGCUCAUGAAUGUGCUACAGCUGACAGACAAUGACCCUGAAGGAAGAGAUUUCUAUCUAAGACUUUCUGCUUCUGAGUCUCUUAGCGAGGGCAAGGAUUCAAGAAUCAAGAGGUGGAAGUGGAUUAUUCUGGCCCUUGCAGUUCCCAUAGCGCUGCUGGCUGCCGUUAGCUUCUUUUAUUGCUUGAGGAAGCGAAAGUCACAGAACAAAGGAGAGGAUUUGGUGUUAUUUGAUAUUGGCACAAGCACAGGAGCUGCCAAUUGUAAACUAAAUGAAGCUGUCAAGAGUCGUACCGGUAAAAAGAAGGACGUUGAUUUGCCAUUGUUUAGUUUUGCUAGUGUAUCUGCUGCAACUGAUAACUUCUCUGAUGCAAAUAAGCUCGGAGAGGGUGGUUUUGGACCUGUUUACAAGGGGAAGCUGCUAAAGGGGUAUGAGGUGGCUGUGAAAAGGCUUUCAAGAAAGUCCGGACAAGGAUUGGAAGAACUACAAAACGAGGCAAUGCUCAUAGCAAAACUCCAACACAACAAUCUUGUGAGACUUUUGGGCUGCUGCAUUGAGAAAGAUGAAAAGAUUUUGAUCUAUGAAUGCAUGCCCAAUAAAAGCUUGGAUUUCUUCCUUUUUGAUCCAAUCAGAUACGGGAUACUUAACUGGGAGUUACGUGUUAACAUCAUUGAAGGAAUUGCUCAAGGGCUUCUCUAUCUUCAUCAGUAUUCUAGAUUACGAAUUAUCCACAGAGAUUUGAAAGCUAGUAAUAUUCUCUUGGAUAAAGAUAUGAACCCCAAAAUAUCUGAUUUUGGGAUGGCAAGAAUUUUUGAGGGAAAUGGAUCGCAUGCGACAAAUCGAAUUGUUGGUACUUAUGGCUACAUGUCACCAGAAUACGCCUCAGAAGGUCUCUUCUCAAUCAAAUCGGAUGUCUUUAGCUUUGGAGUCUUGUUGCUAGAGAUUUUGAGUGGCAAAAGAAGUACAGGCUUUUACAAUAGUGACUCCCUUAAUCUUCUUGGAUAUGCAUGGGACUUGUGGAAGAGCGGUAGGGGAGAGGGCAUAAAGGAUCCAAUAUUACCAGAUAUACCUUCUACAAAUAUGCUGCGGAGAUACGUAAAUAUAGCGCUGCUUUGCGUCGAAGAAAGUGCUGCCGAUAGGCCUACCAUGUCGAAUGUCGUAUCGAUGCUUAGCAAUGAACAAGCGCUUCUACCCUCUCCUAAACAACCUGCUUUUUCAGCUACCAGAAGUGCGCCAGAUCGAUAUUCAACCAAUCAAUUGGAAAUUUGUUCAGUGAACGAAGUGACAAUCUCAAUUUUGGAAGCUCGAUAACUUGGAAUUAAUUUAGAAUCAGUAAUUGUGUUAGUUACUUUGUUAACACAGAUUCAGGAAUUAGGUACAUGAAGAGUCUAAGUAUGUUUGUUAUCUGGUGUGUUUAUGGAGGUUCAUGUAUGUGGUUAGUUAGCCGGAGUCUAAAAAAAUUUAAGACCAUUAUAUAAAGGGUCAUUGAUCAUUUGUAUGAUAGAACAGAGAUAACCCCCGAG
Molecule: messenger RNA, 2874 nt
Organism: Rhododendron vialii
Lineage: Eukaryota; Viridiplantae; Streptophyta; Magnoliopsida; Ericales; Ericaceae
Product: G-type lectin S-receptor-like serine/threonine-protein kinase B120
Exons: 7
Coding region: 146-2662 (838 amino acids)
Biological process (GO): recognition of pollen; protein phosphorylation
Molecular function (GO): ATP binding; protein serine/threonine kinase activity
Source: RefSeq, a predicted model, not a curated record